This is a messenger RNA of Notodromas monacha, 2552 nucleotides long. The record is from the annotation of a GenBank genome assembly. NCBI's taxonomy places the organism in Eukaryota, Metazoa, Arthropoda, Ostracoda, Podocopida, Cyprididae.
CGAUCUCGUUACCGCGAUCGUUUCAAGUGUCCUCAGCGUUUUCUUUUAAUUGUAUCCUCUGUAUUGAGGUAAUACUGUACUUCCUUUGGAAUCCAGUGUGAGUUGUGUGACCCAGGAAAAGAAGGUGCCUCGUCCAUAUAGUGCAUAUACGUAAGCGCAGGCGUGUCGAACCGAAGUGCUCGUUCAACAUAACACCUCUGGAAGAGAAGAAUAAGAAACUAGUUUUCCCGGUUUAUUUGUCUUCUUCGCAGUUCACAGCUCUCCUCCAUAUUCUGUCUGUACUGCGUUAUACCGCCCAACACUAUCGGGAUAACCUCGAAAAUGAAAGGCAGUAUUUGGGAAUUCGUGUGCUGCGGUUGAUCCAUAAGUACAGCUAGCAUCCAUUCCAUGUAAAUUUCGUGGCGGGCAUAUCUGAGGUAUGCACGUUCAAUGAUGAUGAUGGGUGCAUCCUUCGGUUAUUUGCCACAACACAACCCAUCAUCGUACAUGAAUAUAAUGGCUAACCUAGGUACAUAUAUAGCAUUUUUUUCUUAUACAAUACUGUAGAUCUCGAACGAAAUCACCAAAGAGAACUUCGUAUGUGAAAGGUGUCUGUAUGCAGUAUAUAUACAGUAGUACCUGUGAAUGUCGUAAUAGCGACCAAAAAUUCCGUAACAUUUUGCGUCUGCAGUUCCUCGAUCGUACGUGUGAAUGCAUAUGCACAAGAGGUUGAUUAAUAUUAGCCAGUUCACCGUGAAUUUGCUCGCUAAAUCAAAGAAAAAAUGCCUUGUUAGUUAUUCCUCGUCUGAAGAAAGUUGUAACAGCAGCGCUGCAUCCUUAGUACCACACAUCCUAUGUACGUGCGGGCGAGUUGUGACUUGAUACGUUAAUGUGUUCUCAGACGAUGCGCAGAUGUGAGCAUGAUUCUCACGCAGUGAUUGGAUAUUUGUGUAUAUUGCUGGGUUUACCAAACUGAUUUUUCAUUUUCCAAGCGUUUCCAGUCUUAGGGCGGUAUUCUUUACAAGAUGAGUCCAUUCCAAAAAAUUCUGUUCCGCAAUAAUGGAGCUCCAUCCUUCAUCGGACGGAAGCGUCUUCUGUCAACUUAAUCGUGCGUGCCUAUUAUACAUCCACGACUGAAACUUACGGAUGACCCGCGCAUGAAGUUGACGAGAAACAUGGAAAAUGUGGAACGGAGGACAGGGCUGCCGAGUGCUGGAUGAACGAGCCGUCGGGCUUUAAAAUCUGGGAGAGCUUGGGGCCGAACAUUCAGUAUCAGAGGUGAAUCUGUGCGACCCGCGACUCGUGACUUCGUCCGCCGCGCACUCUUCAUCGACGAGAAGAAAACCUUUUUCUUCGUAGACUUCAGCACAGAGAUUUCAUUGGGAAACCAAGAAACCCCCCGUUCGUGUUCUGAACUUCGCUGCAAAGCUUUUUCGUGUUCUCCGUACCUUUCGUAAUCCACAAACACCAUGCGCGAGUGCAUCUCAGUUCAUAUCGGACAAGCCGGAGUGCAGAUCGGCAACGCGUGCUGGGAGCUGUACUGUCUCGAACAUGGGAUCCAUCCGGAUGGCUCCAUGCCGUCAGACAAGAGCAUCGGUGCUGGGGACGACUCCUUCACGACCUUCUUCAACGAAACAGGCUCGGGGAAACACGUCCCGAGAGCCGUGUUCGUCGAUCUCGAACCCUCCGUUGUGGACGAGGUGAGGACCGGAACGUACAGGACUCUGUUCCACCCGGAGCAGCUCAUCACGGGCAAGGAAGAUGCGGCCAACAACUACGCCCGAGGGCACUACACGAUCGGCAAGGAAAUCGUUGACCUGGUUCUCGACCGGGUUCGAAAGCUGGCCGACCAGUGCACCGGGCUCCAGGGUUUCCUCAUUUUCCAUUCCUUCGGUGGAGGCACUGGCUCGGGAUUCACGUCGCUGCUCAUGGAAAGGCUGUCUGUGGACUAUGGGAAAAAGUCAAAGCUCGAGUUCGCCAUCUACCCGGCCCCACAGGUGUCGACGGCUGUGGUGGAGCCAUACAACUCGAUCUUGACGACACACACGACGCUGGAGCAUUCGGAUUGCGCGUUUAUGGUGGACAACGAAGCCAUAUACGACAUCUGCCGGAGGAACCUGGACAUCGAGCGCCCGACAUACACCAACUUGAACCGACUGAUUGGCCAAAUCGUGUCGUCUAUCACAGCGUCGCUUCGCUUUGACGGCGCACUCAACGUGGACUUGACGGAGUUCCAGACUAAUCUCGUGCCUUAUCCCAGGAUCCACUUCCCACUGGUCACGUAUGCACCAGUUAUUUCGUCAGAGAAAGCCUACCACGAACAACUCUCCGUCAUGGAGAUCACCAAUGCCUGCUUCGAGCCAGCGAAUCAAAUGGUGAAGUGCGACCCGAGGCGCGGUAAGUACAUGGCUUGCUGCAUGUUGUACAGAGGAGACGUCGUUCCAAAGGACGUCAACGCCGCCAUUGCGCAAAUCAAGACCAAGAGGACGAUUCAGUUUGUCGACUGGUGUCCCACUGGUUUCAAGGUGGGCACUUGCAUCUUGCGUUUCGACCAAAACCUCAUAUACAUCUGA